Cornus florida is the source of this 1033-nucleotide messenger RNA. RefSeq lists its product as uncharacterized. Lineage: Eukaryota; Viridiplantae; Streptophyta; Magnoliopsida; Cornales; Cornaceae. The transcript has 3 exons. The coding region runs from base 139 to 477 and encodes 112 amino acids. The record is from RefSeq and is a predicted model, not a curated record.
AAUACUUUUUACUCAAUUCACCGACUCAAGUCUCAAGGGGGAUCUCCAGCGUUCUCUACGCCCAAUUCAAACUCACUCUCUCAUCUCAGAGUCGUCGAGGGUCGAGAGACUGGAAUUGCAGAUUUGAAGUAAACGAUAAUGGACCGCAAACAGUCUGGUGGAGAAGAUGUUUCACCUGCACAAGCAGUGUUACUUGGAGCCCUAGCCCCUGGUGUCAACGGUCCCACUUGGAAUACCCUAAAAGUAGCGUUUCUGUUGUUGGGUCUCUGUCUUGCUGCUAUGCUGGGCUUAGCUUUCUCUUCCAGCGACUCUGUAUUGGUUCUUCAUGUUGCAUUCCUUGUUCUAAUUACUGGGACUCUGUUCUUGCUUCUAAGCAGGUUUCUUGCACAAACUGGUCUGGUUUCUGUUGAACAGCAAAUGCAGGAGAUGGGCUUGGCACCAAAACAUGAUGGAGAGAGGAGCAAAAAAAGCAACUGAAGUUUUAUUCUUUAACCAAUACCAUAUUGCAAGUGAUCCAUCAACACAUUUCGUUAGUCAUAAGAAAGAUGUACAGUUUGCGAUGCAUUUCUCCAAGAAGGAAAGAAAGAAGGAAAGAAAAAGUAAAAAAGAAGGGAAAGAUCAGAAACAGUUGGCAAAUUUUGCAGAAGUUUCCACAAGUUUUCGUGAGACUGCCACAUUGGUUUCAUCUUUCAGUCACCCUUUGUUUCCUUCUCCUUCUCCUUCUCCUUCGAUUUGCCCUUUUUUUGCUGAAUGAAGCAGAAACACGAGCAGCACGGGAACUGAAACAGGAACUUCAUUUCCUCCUGUUCCUCUGAUGUCUAUUGUUCGGAAAAAUCAUUAUAUAUAGAAAGAGGAUUGCACUGCUGGUUUUACCAUUUCGUUUUUCCUAGUAUUUAUUUUUCAUUGGAUCUUAUUCCUAUUCCUUACAGAUGAGGAGAUGCCUAACUUCUUUGUUUCCAUGAUCCAAGCCACUGGGUCAUUUUAUGCUUCCUUUUGUAUUCUUUUACUCAAAGUAAAGUUUUUUGAGCUGGCA